CUUCAUUUCCUUGCCGGCCUAAUUCCGCAUUUCCCAAACCCUAAAUUUUGGAAAACUGCGUUCGAGAAAUCCGAUUGUUCCCAGCCCAAAUAAAUUAAGACGUUUUGAUGGACAUGGGCAGUUCAUAUUCCCGAAAAGGGGCUUCUUUGUCGAGCUUUUCUCCUGUUCCUGAACCAUUUCCUUCUGGAGGGGAAAGGAAUGAGAAUUUGAUGCAUCCUCAGAAACCAGUGACUAAGCAGUUCAUGUCAUCCACCAAAGAAAGGAGUGUUUUGGGUGAAAGGAAUGAAGCUAACUCUUCUCAUAGUCCUAUACAGAAACCCCCAACUCAUGUUGAAAAAACUAAUCUCAAAAAUUCAAGAUUUCAAUACCCUAACAGAUCUUCGUUGGCUGUUUCUGAGCCCGAUGACGAUGAUUCUUCUUCCAAGCAGUAUGACCCUUUAAGAAGUAAUUACUGUUCUCCUCGGCCUAAGUAUUUGCGCUACAGACCAAAUAGGCAUCGCGAGCUCAUACUUAAUCUUGAAAGUCGGGAUUAUGGUGUUCAAAGAUGCAUUUCUGCUGGUGAUGGUGGAAAUGGGGUAUCAGAAGAUGAUGCAACAGGGAGGGAUGAGGAUGAAACAGAUGAUGAAGAGGAGGAGGAAGAAGAAGAGGGAUAUUUGGAAGACAGCCGACAGAGUUCCAAUUGGUUCUUAAAACUUCUGCUUUUCACGGUUGCUGUGCUCCUGUCGCCUUUGUUUGUAUCUCUGUUGGACAACUCUCCAUCUUCACCAGCCGAACCAGUUGCGUAUGGCUUUGGAGAAAUGAACAAUGUACUUUGGGGUGUUUCUUUGAAUGGAAGUGCGAGUGAGUAUCAGAAUGAAAUUGAAGUGUCACCAAGUGGUAUUACUUGGGAAUCGGAUGAAAGGGUAGAAAUUGGUGAUGGGGUAGAAUUUCCUGUGGAUGAAGAGGAGAUGUUCACUGGAACUAGCAAUAUGCCCAGUGAAGGUCAAGAAGAAAAGCUAGAGAAAGAAACUACUGAAAGCGUUGCCGGUGAAGUUGAAGAAGGUUUUGAUCAACUCCCUCUGGGAAACAGCGAAGACGAAGAAGGUUUUGAUCAACCCCAUUCUGUUGGUGAAAUGGAAGAAAAAGGUGGUUUUGAUCUACCAGUGCAGCAUGGAGCUCUUGAAGUGACUGGUGAGAGACUUUCUGAAAGUAAGAAUUAUGCUUCUGAUGUUAUUCAAGAACUUGUUCAGGUAGAGCCUGCAGCAGCUUUGGUAGAAAGCAUCAGAGAAACAUUCCUGGAGGAGACAGAUUCGUCUGAUGAUUCCAUAGAUUCUGAUGAUUCCAAGGAUGAAGAUACUGUUCCAGGGAUAAUAUAUGACGAUUUCAAAGAUGAAGAUACUUUUCCAUGGAGAAUUUCUAAUGAUUCCAAAAAUUAUGCUGAUGUGGCAGUGAAACUUUACUCAAAACUCCAACAGAUUAUGCUCACACCAGCAGCCAUUACCAUUGUUUCCCUCCUUCCAGUUAUUCUUGCAUAUGCAUAUUCUGCAAGGCAACAACCAAGAACUUCACAUGAACAAUCCAAUGCUGUUCUUGACCCACCACCACAAAAGGUGAAAACUGAGAAAAUUGAAUCCAAUGCCAAAGCUUCAGCUUUGAUUGAUCCUGUUGAAGAAUACCGUCGAUAUACGGCCUCCAAUCUGUUCCCCCCUCUUGAGCACUCAUCUAUAGUAGAAACGGAGGCCACCCGAGGAACGAAAAAACUACCCGGUGUGAAAAAUGCAGAAGACUCUUCUUUUUUGGUUGGCUCGGUGAAAGAUUCAGUACAAGAGCUUAGUAGCCACAACAAAACUCUUGAAGUUGAGCUUCUUGGAGAAUUUGUGAUAGGAGAAGCCAGCAGCUCCUUAAGAGCUUGUGUUAGGAAACCCAGGCUGCUGCCUGAAACAGAAGAGAGCAGUUAUAGUUAUUCCUUUUCUCAAGCCAGUGGUGGAUCAUCAAAACUUCAUCACCCUCCCAUGGAGUCCCCAACAUCUGACUCCUCAUUUGGAAGAAGGUUUUCCACCACUGAAAAGAAACAACUACCCAAGAAGAAAGAGAGAGGCAACGAUGGAGAGGGCACCAAGAAGGGGGUGAUCACCACAACUCCAGUUAGGCGGUCGAGCAGAAUCCGAAACAGAGGGGUUGUUAUGUCUCCAUGAACAAUCAUCAUUCAAUUCAGCAAAUUUCUUUUUUUUUUUGUGUUAUUUUCAUUAAUUAAAGAAACAGCAAACUGUGCU
This is a messenger RNA of Cuscuta campestris, 2252 nucleotides long. Lineage: Eukaryota; Viridiplantae; Streptophyta; Magnoliopsida; Solanales; Convolvulaceae. The record is from the annotation of a GenBank genome assembly.